AUGUUGCCGUCUGACUGCAUCGCGAGCCUCCUGCGCCACCUUCCGACUCCGGAUCUGGCCCGCACCGGUCUAGCGUGCAGACAGCAUCACGAGGCCGUGGCCUCGGUUUUGCGCCUCCGCAUCAAAGAGUCAGGCCUCUACCUCCCGCCGGUGCUGCCGCAGAGCCCGACCGCGACGAUGAAUCUGCUUCUGAGGUUGGAGCAAGGCCGCGCGGACGCGCAGGGCCGUGCGGCGGCGCACGCGGCGGCACGCGCCGCCGCUCUCGAAACCGGCAGGCAGGAGCGCCUCGCUGCGCUGCACCGGCUCGAGACUGCAAUCCUCGCGAGGCUCAAGCAGUGGCGCGCGUCGGGUCCCGCGCCUCCCGGCGUUGCGUUCCGAAUCACCGAUGGCUUCGGCAUCAUCCAGCGUCUGCGCGACGAGCGGGAAGACGACGAGCGGCGGGCGUCGCUUGCCGCCGCCGCGACAAUGCGCUCGAGGCCGCGCCUCCCGGUCGCGGCUCUCGAAGUUGAGCAUGCGGCGGUCGUCGAGGCGUGCCACGGGCGCAUCAUGGACCUCGCGCUCGUUCAGCAGGCGGUCGGGCGAAACGUCCGCCGCGUCCGCGAGGGGGUGGCGGAUGCAGUUGUGACCGAGGACGCCCUCAGCGACGCCCUGCUCACAAAGGGGGGAGAGCUCAUGCAGAUCUCCCGUGCGCUGCUCGUGCUCGAGUCCGAGUCGACGGCGCUCGAGCGGGAUGCGACGCGGCUGCUGCGCCAGGCGCGCAACCUCUCGCGCUUCCUGCAUCGCAAGGAGUAA
Molecule: messenger RNA, 792 nt
Organism: Emiliania huxleyi CCMP1516
Lineage: Eukaryota; Haptophyta; Isochrysidales; Noelaerhabdaceae
Exons: 3
Coding region: 1-792 (263 amino acids)
Source: RefSeq, a predicted model, not a curated record